ACGAUGGAUGUGGUGGUUUUUAAUAGUAGGCUAAUUUGGAAAUGCACGAAGUGUCUGUAAACUACUGUUCUAAACGUUAGCGCGGAGUGUUUGCGGUGUUCCGUCGUGUUUCUGUGAAUUUUGUCAAGCGGCGUGAGUGAGAUAUUGUAUGUAGCAUGCCGCAGUUCCAUAAAAUCGAAAUAAAUAGGACCGAAUGGGAGGUUCCGGAACGAUAUCAAAUGGGAUCUCCAGUGGGAUCGGGAGCUUACGGUCAAGUGUGUUCAGCAGUUGAUACAACUACUGGUCAGAAAGUAGCAAUAAAAAAGUUAGCCAGACCAUUCCAGUCAGCUGUUCAUGCAAAGCGUACAUACAGGGAGCUUCGUAUGUUGAAGCACAUGAAUCAUGAGAAUGUAAUUGGUCUACUAGAUGUAUUUCAUCCAUCUUCCUCUCUGGAAGAUUUUCAACAGGUAUAUUUAGUCAUGAAUCUGAUGGGUGCAGAUCUCAAUAAUAUUGUAAGGACUCAAAAGCUUUCAGAUGAUCAUGUACAAUUUAUUAUUUAUCAAAUCCUUCGUGGCCUCAAAUAUAUUCAUUCUGCGAGUAUAAUACAUAGGGAUUUAAAACCUUCUAAUAUAGCUGUAAAUGAAGAUUGUGAAGUGAAGAUUUUAGAUUUUGGAUUGGCAAGGCCUACAGAGAAUGAAAUGACUGGUUAUGUUGCUACAAGGUGGUACAGAGCUCCAGAAAUUAUGCUUAAUUGGAUGCAUUAUAAUCAAACAGUGGACAUUUGGUCAGUUGGAUGUAUAAUGGCUGAACUAUUAACAGGGAGAACAUUAUUUCCUGGAACAGAUCAUAUACACCAACUGAACUUAAUAAUGGAGGUAUUGGGUACUCCACGAGACGAAUUUAUGCAAAAAAUAUCAUCAGAGUCGGUAAGUAGUUUUUAAAUUGUUAAAUAACAAUUUAUUAAUAAAAGAAGCCUAAUAGUGCAUGCUGCUCAUUUAUAACCCAUAGAUUUGCUUGAAUUAAUGUUAGAAUUUGAUGCAGAGAAACGAAUUACAGCAGAACAAGCUUUAGCACAUCCAUAUCUUGCACAGUAUGCUGAUCCAACAGAUGAACCAGUAUCUCUGCCAUAUGAUCAAAGUUUUGAAGAUAUGGAUUUGCCAGUUGAAAAGUGGAAAGAACUUGUUUAUCAUGAAGUUAUAAACUUUGUACCUCAACAGCUACCUGCAAUGUCUUCAACAAUCGAGUCUACUUCAUAAAAUUGUGUCAGUAGCACAAAUAAUAUAGAUAUAAGCAG
Habropoda laboriosa is the source of this 1273-nucleotide messenger RNA. RefSeq names its product mitogen-activated protein kinase 14B-like. Gene Ontology annotation, cellular component: nucleus; cytoplasm. The transcript has 9 exons. NCBI's taxonomy places the organism in Eukaryota, Metazoa, Arthropoda, Insecta, Hymenoptera, Apidae. Gene Ontology annotation, molecular function: MAP kinase activity; ATP binding. Gene Ontology annotation, biological process: protein phosphorylation; intracellular signal transduction. The record is from RefSeq and is a predicted model, not a curated record.